CAAUCAGAUUCACGAGCUUUGUAACAGUUGCUUUCCCUGUUGAACGCAGCCAUUAUCUAACGAAUUGCAAAUUUUGGACAUUAAUCCCCUAAAAAAACAAUUAGAUUUAUUACGUAAAUUAUGAGAGAUAUCUAGUCCUGACAUGGUCUAUCUGAUUUUAAUACUGUGAUUACUGUUAUUAUUUAUAAGGAAUGAAAAAUGUGUUGGAAAAGCAGAGGAGAAAAGAGAUAUUAGCACGUGUACGGUGUACGAUAAUAUUCGUGAAUAGGAUGGUAUUACGAAAAAUUAGCCACGACAUCUUUCAAAGUUAUCGGCAUGUUCACAUCAAAAAGAAGGGUCCUUGUGUUAAGAAAAAUGUUCAACGGUCGUACGCGACAUCGCCAAGACUCACUCCGCAAGAGGUCACAAACAUCUUGCAAGCCAACGAAUACACCAAAGAAUUUGAUGGUUUAGGUUCCAUAAAAUAUUACGAUUCAAAUCAACUGGCAUCUAAUAAUCCUAUAGAGGACACACGAUCCGAAGCUCAAUGUUUGCUGACGAAAGGUGUGUUACUGGGAGUUUUUGACGGUCACGGCGGUAGUGCUUGUGCACAAGUGGCGUCAAAGAGAUUGUUUCAUUACAUAUCGGCAUGUUUACUGCCGCCGAAAUUGCUGCAACAGUAUUUAGAUUCUGUCCGUUCUGAGAAAAAGUUAGAAUUACUUCGGACCUUCAACGACAGGGUGGAAUUUGUGGCUGAAAUCAGGGAUCUUUACCAAGCUAGUUUCUCAAGUUUCGCAAAGGACUUGAUACAAUCAGACAGCGGGGGAGAAUUUCGAGUGGAGAAGGCGUUGGAAAAUGCGUUUCUCAGACUGGACAACGACCUGUCGAACGAGGCUCUGUCGCAACUGAACAAGAAAGAUGCCGCGAGAACUCUUGCAGUUGCGAUGUCCGGCGCAGUAGCUGCUGUGGCGCACAUAGACGGUCCUCAUCUGCAUGUCGCCGGUGUUGGGGAUUGUCAAGCCGUCUUGGGAGUACUCUCGGAGAACGACGGAUGGUCAGCCAAGAUGAUGACUACGGAGCAUAAUGUUGAUAAUCGUGCGGAGGUAGAGAGAAUUUUGUCGGAACAUCCGUUGAGCGAGCGAUCGACCGUGAUCAAGAUGGAGAGACUGCUCGGUCAGUUAGCGCCGCUUCGUUCACUGGGCGACUUCCGUUACAAGUGGAGCAAGAAUGUUAUGAAGCAAGCUGUGGUGCCGUUCCUCGGAGAGACCGCCAUUCCUCCGAAUUACCACACGCCACCAUACUUGACGGCGAGCCCGGAAGUCAAGUAUCAUAGACUGACGCCUAGAGAUCAAUUUCUUAUAUUAGCCAGCGACGGAUUAUGGGACCUGAUCUCACCGUUGCAAGCUGUGCGCUUGGUCGGGGAACACAUGAGCGGUAAAGUCACGCUCAGUCCCUUGAGAUUACCUCGCAAAAAUAUGAAGCUGUCGGACAUAAACGAGAUGUUGCUCCAACGCAAGGAAGGUCUUAAGAAGAAGCCUCACGACAGCAACGCGGCAACGCACUUACUGAGGAAUGCCUUGGGCGGCACGGAAUACGGUAUAGAUCAUGCGAAAUUGUCGCAAUUGUUGACUCUGCCGAGCGAAGUGGUGCGGAUAUUUCGUGACGACAUCACCGUGACGAUCGUCUACAUGGAUUCGGAGUUUCUGAGGCACUGCCCACCCUGAGAUAACGACUUUCCCCCCCAGUUUCUCGCUAUUUUUUUAAUAUUACUGUAAAUUCAUCGAUUUAUAUAUCCGUAUACAGCUUGUUAUUUAUUUAGUUAACAAUAAAAACAAUUUACAUGGAAACAGCAUCCUUAAUAUUGGUAAAUAUAUAUAUAUAUAUAUAUAUAUAUAUAUUUACUUUUAUAUAUAUAUAUAUUUGUGUAUUAUGUCACAUAAUAAAUGUUUCUCUGUUCUUACAGAUUUUUCAAUUUCUUAAAUUCGCUAGCCGCACAAUUCGAUGCCGAUUUUUUUCCUCGCGUACAAACGCUGUCGCAUUAAUCGACUCAAAAUAUA
Messenger RNA from Dinoponera quadriceps, 2036 nucleotides. RefSeq names its product pyruvate dehydrogenase [acetyl-transferring]-phosphatase 1, mitochondrial (gene Pdp). The coding region runs from base 192 to 1703 and encodes 503 amino acids. Lineage: Eukaryota; Metazoa; Arthropoda; Insecta; Hymenoptera; Formicidae. The transcript has 4 exons. The record is from RefSeq and is a predicted model, not a curated record. Gene Ontology annotation, molecular function: protein serine/threonine phosphatase activity; cation binding. Gene Ontology annotation, biological process: protein dephosphorylation.